Messenger RNA from Dictyostelium discoideum AX4, 2250 nucleotides. RefSeq lists its product as hypothetical. The record is from RefSeq and is a predicted model, not a curated record. NCBI's taxonomy places the organism in Eukaryota, Evosea, Eumycetozoa, Dictyosteliales, Dictyosteliaceae. The transcript has a single exon. The coding region runs from base 1 to 2250 and encodes 749 amino acids.
AUGGAGCCAUCAUCAUCAUUUCCUCCAUCAUCACAAUCACCUCAAUUACAAAAUACUACAACCACAACAACCACAACGACCACAUCAUCAUCACCCAUUAGUAAAAGUAAUAUUAAAAGCUAUAUUAAAAAAUCCAAUAAUUAUAAUAAUAAUUUAAAUAAUUUAAAUAAUAAAAAUAAUAAUAAUAAUAAGGAUAAUAAAAAUAAUAAUUCUAAAAGUACCAAUCUUUUAGAAUUAAAUUGUAUUUGGGAAAAUCAAUUCCCUGCAGUUUUACAACAUUUAACUUUAAUAACAUAUUGGACUCCAAUUUUUAAUAAAUUAUCAAAAAAACAAAAAAAGAAUAUUUGGAAUUUGUGUAAUGUAAUGGCUGAUUUCCAAAAUCAACAAUUAUCAAUAACAGAUCCAAGUCAAAAUCAAAAUCAAAAUAAUAAUAAUAAUAAUAAAAAGAAAGGAUUAAUAGAAUUUUCAAUUUUAUUUAAAAAUUGGAUACAAAAUCCAAUUGAAUAUCAAUCAUCAAUUACAAUUUUCUUUUCAUCAAUUGGAUAUUUGGUAGAAUUAAAUAUUUUAAAAAAUGAUUAUUAUUAUCCUUUAUCAGAUACAUUAGUUUUUUCAAAUAAUUUUGAUUCAAAAAAUCCACUUCAACAUUUACAAUUACAAAAUCCAAGUUUAAAUAUGACAAAACAAAAUAAUUAUUAUAUGGAUUGUUUAAAUAAUUUAAAUAAACAAUAUUUACAAUAUAGUAAUAAUAAUAAUAAUAAUACAAAUAAUAAUAAUAAUAAUAAUAAUAAUAAUAAUUAUAAUAAUAAUAAUAAUAAUAAUAAUAAUAAUAAUAAUAAUAAUAAUAAUAAUAAUAAUAAUAAUAAUAAUAAUAAUAAUAAUAAUAAUACAAAUAAUAAUAAUAUUCAAGUUCAUUUUCAACCAUUACAACAAUUAUAUAAAAAUCCUAUUGGAUCACUUAAAAGAAAUAGUAGUAAUUUAAAAUCAUCACAAUCAUUAAAUCAUAUUACAUCAUCUGCAUAUACUGGUUCUUCAGCAUCCAGUUUUUCAUUACCAACAUCUCCAUUUACCUCACCACAAUUAUUGAGUGGUAAAAAUAAUAUUGAUUGUGCAGAUUAUGAUGAUGAAGAUGAUGAAGAUGAUGAAUUUGAUUCAACUGAUGAAGAAACUUAUAAACCUCCACAAAGUAGCCCAAUUACAAUCAAUAAUAAUAAUAAUAAUAAUAAUAACCAUUAUCAUCACCUCCAUAAUCACCAUAAUAAUAAUAAUCAUUAUAAUCAUUAUCAUCACACUACUACUAGUAAUAAUCAAAUUAAAAAAAAUAUAAACAAUAAUAAUAAUAAUAAUCAAUAUUUAUCACCAAAUAAUCAAUUUAAAAAAAUUAAAAAAGAUCAUUUUUCACCAACAUUUAAUUCCAAUUUGGAUAGUAAUGUACCAUCAUUAUCAGACUGUAGUGGUGUUUCAUCACCAAAUUCAGUGCACAAUUGUAAUACUGAAGAUGAAGAUGGUAUUGAUGAUAUUGAAUCUAUUAAUGAUGAAAUAUUUGAUAGUGAUGAUGAAGAUGAUUUAUCAUCUUCAACAGCAUCUUUAUCAUCAUUCAAAGGUUUAAACUUAACUUCAUCUUUAAAUAAUUUACCACCACAAUCACCAAUUCAAUCACAAUCACAAUCUCAAUCCCAAUCAAAUUCAUUACAACAUACACCAAUAAUUUCUUCAACUUCAAUAUCAACACCAAAUCUUCAUUUAAAUUUAAAUAAUAAUAAUAAUAAUAAUAAUAAUAAUAAUAAUAAUAAUAAUAAUAAUAAUAAUAAUAAUAAUAAUAAUAACAAUAAAUUAAAAAAUUCUGCAAAUAAUGCAGUUCAACCAAUUAAAAAUUUAAUUGAUGAUGCAAUUAAAAAAAAUGGUGAUCAUAUAAUUUCUUCAUUAUCUUAUUCAAAGGGAAGUCUUUUAAGUAGUAAAUCAAUUGAUCAUAUACCCACAAUUACUGUUCCAUUUACUUCUCAAAAAUAUAAUAAUAAUAUAAAAAAUAAUUCAAAUAAGAAAAGCAAAUUAUCAACAUCUUCAUCAUUUUAUGAAAUGUCAACAUCAAGUUCACCAUCAUCAUCUUCAACAAUUUCAAAUUCUGCAAAUUCGUCAUCAAAUUCAAUUUUUAAUACUUUAGAUGCAUUAGCUUUUACUGCAAGUAAAUUUGGUGAAAUUGAAGGUGAUGCAUCUACUAAUCAAUCAACAACAAGUUUAAAUGAAUGUCUUUGA